Molecule: messenger RNA, 1423 nt
Organism: Malania oleifera
Lineage: Eukaryota; Viridiplantae; Streptophyta; Magnoliopsida; Santalales; Ximeniaceae
Product: actin-related protein 7
Exons: 7
Coding region: 157-1275 (372 amino acids)
Biological process (GO): anatomical structure morphogenesis
Cellular component (GO): nucleus
Source: RefSeq, a predicted model, not a curated record
AAAUCGUACUAGCCCGCUUGAGGGUAGCGCGAGUGUGGUCCGACUCUCUGGUGUGGUUUCUGUUCUCGAAUCCUCUAUGAGCUCUUGCACUCUCAAAGCUCUUCGAAUCUAGGGUUUCUAGCUGACGAUUGAGGGCGAGGUUUCCUCUGCAGAAGCAUGGAAGCCGUCGUGGUCGACGCUGGCUCGAAGCUCCUCAAGGCAGGAUUCGCAAUUCCAGACCAGGCUCCCUCCAUGAUGAAAGCAUUUAAAGAUAGAAAUGGCAUGCAGAUAAUUCCAACCCAAAUGAAAGGCAUGCCUGAAGAUGGAUCACUGACUGACAGUUCAUUGUUUGAGGAUGUUACUGUUGAUCCAGUUGUGCGAGGUUUUAUUAGAGACUGGGAUGCCAUUGAAGAUUUGAUGCACCAUGUUCUAUACUCUGGUCUUGGUUGGGAAAUGGGCAAUGAGGGACAAAUUUUAUUCACAGAUCCACUUUCAACUCCCAAGGCUGUUAGAGAGCAGUUGGUGCAAAUGAUGUUUGAGACUUUUAACAUCUCCGGUUUUUAUGCAUCUGAGCAAGCAGUGUUAUCACUAUAUGCUGUAGGGCGUAUCUCGGGCUGUACUGUUGAUAUUGGUCAUGGGAAGAUAGAUAUUGCGCCUGUAAUUGAAGGUGCAGUUCAGCAGAUUGCAUCAAGAAGAUUUGAAAUUGGCGGUAUUGAGUUGACAAAGUUGUUCGCUCAGGAACUUGGUAAAUCAAAUCCAUUGGAUAAUCUGGAUCUCUCUGAUGUUGAGAGAUUAAAAGAGCAAUAUUCAUGUUGUGCUGAAGAUGAAGCUGCUUAUGAGAAGUUGCAACAAUCAUGCCACAUUGAGCAGCACACCCUUCCUGAUGGACAGGUGAUUUCAGUUGGAAAAGAAAGAUACACUGUUGGUGAGGCUUUAUUCCAGCCAUCUAUAUUGGGUUUAGAGGCACAUGGAAUUGUCGAGCAGCUUGUUCAUAGUAUAUCAACUGUGUCAUCUGAAAAUCACCGGCAGCUGCUGGAAAAUACUGUACUUUGUGGUGGCACUGCUUCUAUGGCUGGUUUUGAAGAUAGGUUCCAAAAAGAAGCAGGCUUGUGCUCGUCAGCUAUUCGUCCUUCUCUAAUAAAGCCUCCAGAAUAUAUGCCAGAGAACUUAAUAAAAUAUUCAGCUUGGGUUGGAGGUGCCAUCCUUGCCAAAGUUGUGUUCCCACAAAAUCAGCACCUGACUAAGGCGGACUACGAUGAAAAUGGACCUUCCAUUGUUCACAGGAAAUGCUUCUGACUAAUUAUCCUACUUGUACUAUAGUCUAUGAUUGUAUAGUAGCAGUAGACAUAAAUACAGAAACGAAGUAGCUCUGUAACUUAUGUGAUCUGUAGAAAGAUGCCUGAAUAAUAUAUGCAGUAUGCCGAAAUUCAUGUACCUUUUCACA